Messenger RNA from Rhincodon typus (whale shark), 740 nucleotides. Its product is annotated as ATP-binding cassette sub-family A member 2-like. The annotation marks the transcript as partial. NCBI's taxonomy places the organism in Eukaryota, Metazoa, Chordata, Chondrichthyes, Orectolobiformes, Rhincodontidae. The record is from RefSeq and is a predicted model, not a curated record. The transcript is spliced from 5 exons. Gene Ontology annotation, cellular component: intracellular membrane-bounded organelle; membrane. Gene Ontology annotation, molecular function: ABC-type transporter activity; lipid carrier activity. Gene Ontology annotation, biological process: transmembrane transport; lipid transport.
CCCAAGGUGUGAUAUUUCAGACUAAGGAGGAUGGCACACUGCCCCCUCAUGUCAUGCUGAAGAUCCGUCAGAACUCCAGCUUUACCGAGAAAACCAAUGAAAUUCGAAGGGCCUACUGGAGACCAGGGCCUAACACUGGAGGGAGAUUCUACUUCCUGUAUGGAUUCGUCUGGAUACAAGAUAUGAUGGAACGGGCCAUUAUCAAUACGUUUGUGGGACAUGAUGUGGUGGAGCCUGGGAAUUAUGUCCAGAUGUUUCCGUACCCCUGCUACACCAGAGACGACUUUCUGUUUGUAAUUGAGCACAUGAUGCCGCUCUGCAUGGUGAUAUCGUGGGUGUACUCAGUGGCCAUGAUGAUUCAGCACAUUGUCGCAGAGAAGGAGCACAGACUAAAGGAGGUCAUGAAGAUGAUGGGGUUGAACAAUGCUGUCCACUGGGUGGCCUGGUUCAUUACCGGCUUUGUGCAGCUCUCCAUCUCUGUGACAGCACUGACAGGCAUCCUGAAAUACGGAAAGGUCCUGAUGCACAGCGAUCCCUUUAUAAUCUGGCUGUUCCUUACAAUCUAUGGCAUCGCUACCAUCAUGUUCUGUUUCCUGAUCUCUGUGGUCUACUCCAAGGCAAAGCUAGCCUCAGCCUGCGGUGGAAUCAUUUAUUUCCUCAGCUACGUUCCAUAUAUGUAUGUGGCUAUCCGCGAGGAGGUAGCCCAUGAUAGGAUCACAGCAUUUGAGAAAUGCAUUGCG